UUAACUUUACAACGGAGGGCAGACACAAUUUUUUAUUGUCCGACAGCAAAAACGAGAGUGCUCCAUAACAAUAAAGCACUAGCUUUUAAAUCUUGACACUUUCCUCUCUCUUUCUCUCUCUCUCUCUAGGGAUUGAAGAGUUGUCGCAGCCACAUAUCCAAAAAUCAGCCUCUUCGAAAAAAAAAAAAAGAAAAACCCCAAAAGGGAAAAAAUGGAUUGAUAAUUCGAAUCUCCAUCGGAUUAGGUCACUUUGUUACUCCAUUUCACUUGGAAUCAAUCAGGGUUUCGGUGAUUUUUGUAGUUUAGGGUUUAGGAUUUGAAGCUUGUAAAAUUAUUUGUGAAAGCAGCUUCUUCUUUACGGGUUUAUGCCAUGGAAGAUACACAGUCAGUUGCAACACUCAUAGACUCAACAACCUCUAAGAUACAGCAGCUUCAGAAAGCAUUUGCUGAACUUGAAAGCCAUCGUGCUAUAACACUUAAUCUGAAGUGGAAAGAAAUUGAGGAACAUUUCCAUGGGCUUGAGAAGUCCUUGAAGAGACGCUUCCAUGAGUUGGAAGACCAAGAAAAGGAGUUUGAGAAAAAAACAAGGAAAGAUCAAGAAAUGUUGCUGAAGCGUGAAGCAGCUGUUGUAGCCAAAGAACAAGCUUCAUUGGCAAGGUUACAAGAAAAGAGAGAUGCUGCUGUUUUUGCCAUUACUAGUGCUCUAGAGAAGCAUAGGAAAUUAUCAUCUGAGGAGCCUGCUGAUGUCAGCUGUGAUGGAGACAGUGGUGUACUAUCAGUUGAGGAGAAACCACCUGAUUCUAUAGCUUCUGAAAGUAACUCGGAGGACAUCAAAUGUUCUUUGGAGAAUGGGAAUUUCGAGGUGAAAUCUUAUCCCCAAUUGGUAAAACUAUGUGAGGAGAUGGACUCUGAAGGACUGCACAAGUUUAUAUCAGAUAAUCGUAAGAACCUUGCUAUCUUGAAGGAGGAAAUUCCUUGGGCAUUGAAAGCUGCAGCAAGCCCAGCCCGCUUGGUCCUGGAAUCUUUGGAAGGAUUUUACCUUUCAGAAGUGCCAAAUGUGGAUGGAAAGAAAGAUUCAAAUCUACUGGGUCUUAGGCGAACCUGUAUCAUGUUGAUGGAGUGCCUUAGCUUUUUGCUAAGCAACCUGGAUAUGGUUUCUGUUUCUGCUGUAAUCUCUGAAGAUAUUAAGGAGCAAGCCAAGUCAAUUGCUGAGGAAUGGAAACCAAAGUUGGAUGCUCUUGACAUGGAUGCUAGUAAUGGUAACUCAUUGGAAGCUCAUGCUUUCCUGCAACUCCUUGCCACUUUUGGUAUUGCUUCUGACUUCAAUGAGGAAGAACUUUCAAAGUUGAUACCAAUGGUCUCUCGUCGUCGACAAACAGCUGAUCUCUGCCGAUCCCUUGGUUUGUCUGAAAAAAUGCCAGGUGUAAUUGAAGUUCUGGUGAAUAGUGGAAGGCAGAUUGAUGCAGUAAACCUGGCAUUUGCGUUUGGGCUUACUAAACAGUUCUCACCUGUACCUUUACUGAAAUCCUACUUGAAGGAGGCAAGAAAAGCUUCUUCACCUGCCAAGCCUGGAAAUGCCUCUCCCACUGCUCAGUUUCAGACUGAGGUUAGUGAGCGAGAGUUGACUGCUCUAAAGGCUGUGAUCAAGUGCAUUGAGGAGCAUAGCCUUGAGGAGCAAUACCCUGUUGACCCACUUCAGAAGCGGGUUUUCCUGUUAGAGAAGGCUAAGGCGGACAAGAAGAAGGAAACCGAAGCUGCAAAGCCUCAACCCAAGAGACCUCGUGCCAAUGGUGCAGGAUAUGGUCCACGAGUCACUAACGUAGCUGCUGACAAAACAUUCUAUCCUAGAGUCCCUGAUAGGUACCCGCAGUACGUGUAUGACAGACCCUAUGUUUACGCUGGACCUGCUGACAAUCACGGACCCUUACUUCUUGGAUCUGCCACGUACAACUUCUCUCCUAGUCAUGGGAACUACUUUGGAAACGGCUACCAGUAUCAGGCUCCAUAUCUUCACUAAUUCCCAAACAUGGCUAAAAGGUGACUGUGAUCCGCUCACUUUAGCUGUUAGCCUUAACCUUCCAGUUUGCAGUGUAUGAAUGGACUUAGUAUUAAAAAAAGAACAAAAAAAAAAAAAAGAAAAAAAAAUUGCCUUGUUAAUUUUAAUCUGGUGUACAAGAUAUUUUAAUCCUCUAAUAUAUGCACUCGGUUUUUGUAUGUA
Durio zibethinus is the source of this 2218-nucleotide messenger RNA. Its product is annotated as FRIGIDA-like protein 3. The record is from RefSeq and is a predicted model, not a curated record. Lineage: Eukaryota; Viridiplantae; Streptophyta; Magnoliopsida; Malvales; Malvaceae.